AAAAAAAUGAAAAAGUAGAAAAUAAGACAAAGGACAAGUAGUCAAUGAAAACUUGCCUAUUUGAUAAUCGAAAAUUCUCUAGUAGUUGGAUUCAUCUCUUUGAUUUUCUGCAACAAUUUUGAAUCAGCUAGCCGGAAACGUUUGUGAAUUUCUCUCAAACAAUAUCAAAUCGCGAGUUUCAGUAAAAAAAUAAAACCGAUGAAAAACCCAAUCGUUAGAUCUUAUGUUAGAUCAAAAGUGCCGCGAUUGCGAUGGAACUCGGAUCUCCACAACUCUUUUGUUCAAGCCGUUGAACAACUCGGUGGAGAAAAUAGAGCAACUCCUAAGAUGGUUUUGCAGUUAAUGGAUGUAAGAGGACUCACAAUAUCACAUGUGAAGAGUCAUCUCCAGAUGUAUAGGAGCAUCAAGCUGGAAGAAUCCAUGCAAGAAAAGAUAUUAGCAAAGAGAAGUGUUAGAGUGACAGGGCAAGUAACUUGGUGGCAAUUUCAACAGUACCUUCAUAACUACCAACGCCUUCGAGGCAAUGCCAACUUUUUCCAAAAUCACCAAAGGCAAGAAGAGGAAAUGUAUGAAAAAAUUAUAACAUUUGGAGAAUCAAGUAAUGAAACUAAGGAAGGACCAAGCGACUAUUUUACCUGCAAGUCUCUCUAUGAAUCAUCAAGGGCUCCGCAAAAUAAAACUAGAGAUGAUGAUGAAAAUGGUGAUGUUGUUGUUGCUAUUGAUGAUGAUGGUAAUGUUGUUGGUGAAGAUGAUGAUGAUGAUGUUACUUUGUCACUAAACUCGAUAAAAGUUUCAAAAGGUGAAGAAGAAUUGUCCCUUGAGCUCACUCUUGGUCUCAAAGCAUAACAGGAUUUUGAUUUUUUUUUUUGUAGAAACCGUUGGAACUAUGUUGUAGAUGCAUGUAUCAAAAAUAUUAAUAAAAUGGACAUAAAUAAA
Molecule: messenger RNA, 936 nt
Organism: Arabidopsis lyrata subsp. lyrata
Lineage: Eukaryota; Viridiplantae; Streptophyta; Magnoliopsida; Brassicales; Brassicaceae
Product: protein PHOSPHATE STARVATION RESPONSE 1
Exons: 6
Coding region: 199-846 (215 amino acids)
Molecular function (GO): DNA-binding transcription factor activity; DNA binding
Source: RefSeq, a predicted model, not a curated record